Messenger RNA from Cyprinodon variegatus (sheepshead minnow), 1474 nucleotides. RefSeq names its product RAD9 checkpoint clamp component A (gene rad9a). Gene Ontology annotation, cellular component: checkpoint clamp complex. The transcript has 12 exons. Gene Ontology annotation, biological process: mitotic intra-S DNA damage checkpoint signaling; DNA replication checkpoint signaling; cellular response to ionizing radiation. The coding region runs from base 232 to 1401 and encodes 389 amino acids. The record is from RefSeq and is a predicted model, not a curated record. Lineage: Eukaryota; Metazoa; Chordata; Actinopteri; Cyprinodontiformes; Cyprinodontidae.
GGUCCGCUGCGAAGAAGCGAGUUAUGGCGGCGUAAACAAGGCGAGGGUAGGAUAUUUGAAGUGGUCCCUGCAAAUGAACUUUUAAUAACACAGUCACAACAAGUAUGUUUUCAAAUAGUAUACUUAUUCCUUGGUCGGACACCAUUAAAAUCCAACCAACCGAUUCUACGGCCGUUUAAUAGUUUUAUGAAGCUCAUAGCAAGGUUUGCUAAUUAACUCAUAACUGUAAAAAUGCAAUGUGUCGUGACCGGAGGAAACGUGAAAGUGCUGGGAAAAGCCAUCCACUGUCUGUCCAGGAUCGGAGAUGAGUUGUAUGUGGAGCCACAGGAAGAUGGGCUGGCCCUGCGGUCUGUGAACUCUUCUCGAUCGGCAUAUGCUUGCUUCCUGUUCGCACCGCUCUUCUUCAGCAGGUACUCCAUUCCCAAGGAGCUCAGCUUCCGCUGCAAAAUGGCAAUAAAGAGUGUGCAGACUGUCUUCAGAUCUCUGGCAACUUUAGAAAAGUCGGUGGAAAAGUGUCACAUCAGCCUUGAUGAGCAAAAAGACCGCCUUACCUUCACAUUGCACUGCAAACAUGGACUCCUGAAGACACAUAACCUGUCUUACCAGGACAGUGAAAGCUUGGAGGCAGUGUUUGAUAAAGACAGCUGUGCUAAUGUGCUCAGAGCCCAGCCCAGAGUGCUGGUGGACACGGUUGCACACUUCCCUACGUCCUUGGAAGAAGUGACCGUGACGGUGAAUGAUGAACGGAUGUGGGUCAGGAAUUAUGUGGAGGAUGAAUCAGAGCGCUCAAAGGUAAUGCUAACUGAGCUGUGUCUGGCUGCCGAUGAGUUCGACCAGUUUGCCAUAAAAGCUCACAACAGCAUCACUUUUUGUCUUAAGGAGUUUCGGGGUUUGCUGUUGUUCGCCGAGUCCACUGGCCUUCCUGUGUCCAUGUACCUAGAUGAACCAGGCAGCCCUGUGGUGCUUUCAGUAACAGACAGUGUUCUGGAGGGGAACUUUGUGCUCGCAACGCUUUCGGAUGAUCGCAGUCCUCCAAAAAGCAACAGAGGGGCUGACGCAGAGCAGCCGCAACCUUCUGAUGACUUCAUGAAUGAUGACAUGGAUUCCUAUCUGAUCGCUAUGGAUACCAGCAUAGCACCAGGUCCCUCUACCUCAGACCUACCCGCACCCCCAGUAGCUGCAUCCAGAAAGCUCCCUGCACCCAAUAACAGGAGCAGAAGACACAGUGAGGAGGAGGAGGAGGAAGAUGGGGAGGAAGAUCUAGAGAGACCGCCAGACAAGAAGUUCCGUUCCUUGUUCUUUGGAUCGGUGCUUCCGUCGUCCCCUCUGAUGAGCACGCAGCCGGUUACAACUCAGGAAGUGCUGGCCAGCGACAGCGAAGAUGAAACUGAAGCAGAAUGACGAUCAAAGAAACAGAGAAAUCUGCAAACCUGACAGUGCUGUUAACACCAACACACCAGGAUUACUUGAAGUG